AUGGUCAGUCAUUCAACAACAACAACAGCCCGCAAUGAUCCGCUCCGCGCUUUCGCGGACAAGAGUCUCCCAGACCUUCCAGUCUCUUUCGUACCAAGUUCGCAAUCUCUUACCGACGAAGAUGAGGCUUGCCCAAGCCCAACAGUACGGGUAUUCCGGGGCCCGCGCAAAAGCCCUCGGUAUCCUCGCAAGUUACCACAGUUUCAACAAUCCAGAAAAUGGGCCAAGGUGCACGAUUCUCGAAUACCGAAGCCUGUUCCGAUCAUCACGGUGACUCAAUUGCCUACAGAGACUCCAGGAGGAUCAGACGGCAUAGACGACUCAGCAAAUCGAGCUCUUACCAUGCGCGAGGUCUCCUUUGAACAACAGCGCGCAACCAAGAAACCACUUGCCCGAGGAAGAAGCUCCCAUAGAUCCUCUCCAUCUAGGGUCACGAGUGAUGAUAGCAUCGACAGCCAAGAUGGAAGCGUGUGUCAUCCGACUUCUCAGCAGUGCUUGCCUACAGGCAAAGCAGGCAUGGCAGCUGUUGCCAGUACAGCUUCAAAGAAGUGGCGCAGAUCACGCUCUCGUGGACGUAAGGUAGCGCCAACGAAACAACGGGAGGUCAAAUUUCAGAGCGCGGCAGACAGAGCCGUAGGUUCAGCUUCAGCACGAGUCGCGAUGCCGGCUAGGUCGAGAGGUCGAGAGGUCACCUCAAAGCAUCUGCCACUGUUGCCCACCGAACACCAGGAUAAGGCGGCUUCACAAAAGGCACCGACAGCAAAUCAGCCACGAGUCCCAUCCCCGAUCCCGUCUCUUCACGAUCCUGAAAAGGACCUCAAAUUCUCAUCUGAGUGUCAAGAGCUCUUGCGCAGGAUGGACUUUGGCCAUGACUUCUUGUUGCCCAUGUUUACGGCAGUCGAGUCUAAAGCAUCAGCAUCGCAAGAUCUGCUUGCAGCUGCAAAUCACCGACCCGAUUCGCAACAAACCAUCUCAAUAAAGGACGCACUAACCAACUUACCACCGACAGAUAAGUUGGUGGAGCGCCAACGUCGACCCCAAGCGACUUCUAGCGUCUCCAGCAAGGCAGUAUCGAACCUCGCAAAUAUGUUCCAGCUGGCACGAGCGAAGUCCAAUCCGAACCCAUCAGCAGUCAAGGGUCAAUCCUCCUCAAGUCCAAACCAGCCUACAAGGACUAUGUCGACCACUCGCCGGCCAAUCAUGGAUCGGUCGUUCCUUCGAAUGCCUUCAGCUUCCUCUGCCGCUGCCCGUACAUUAAGGAGCCCGCAUUCAACUAUGAGUGUUGAUACUCUGGCAAAGAUUGAAGCUCAGGUUCACAACGGAGAGACUGCCAAUAUCAAGACAACAUCGGAGAAAGUUUCGUCCUUCAGCUCCGAAUCAGGCCGACGUGGGCCUCCCAGUAUACCUCCAGAACGACCUUUACCAGCGUUGCCUCCAGAUGCCUUCCCAGAUCAAAGUUCACGGCACAGUGCUGACAGUGGCCGAAAUGGUCUGGAUGCUCAGAAAAGGCAAGCAUCGGCAGCGCCUAUGAUCCUGUCCAGAUCGUCUAUUCGUGUAGUGUGCCAGGCCCCACCAGUUGACCUGGUAGUUGAUCCAUCCAAAGUUAGACCCAUGAGCCCAGGUCUCGAGCAAAGCACAGCUCAAGACAAGAGACGCGGCACUGGUGCAGCGGCAAUUCGUUUGGCAGAUCAAUCUUCAUUAAGCUCUCUUGCUUCGGAGUUAUCGGGACACUCUCGACGAUCGUCACAGUCUUACCGACGAAGCAUCUGCAGUGCCCGAGCCGACAAAGUGAAAGAAAAGCGCUUGAGAGAUAUUGCAACGUCCAAACCCUCCUUAUCUUCACCCAAUCGGCCAACCAGUAGCAACUCCACUGGACACCAAGAUGUGAACACCACCACCACCCCUCCUCCAACGUCCUGGGAUCGCCCCAUAACCUUCAAAGGACAAGUCCAGGUGGACCAACUUGAUCAAUUCCCCGCAGUACCUUCAUCACGGCGAGGUAGUAGCGUUGCCAGUGUGCAAAGUCCUACUCGAGUUCGCGGACCCAGUUUCAACAGUUUGACAAGCCCAUUUCGACAGUCUUUGCAGAAAAAUACUUCAACUCGUCAAGGACAAGUCCUGGGACAAAGCAAUAUCUUUGUCGUUGUGGAUUCUGAUCCAGUUACUGCACGCUUCCGCGCCGGGGCCAUGAGCCCGAGCCCCAGUAUCGGUAGCAGUAAUGCUAGCGGACGUCCUAUCAGCCCGGUAAGGAACAAGCAAUAUAAGGCUGGUCCUUCGAGUUUGAGAGAGGUAACGACCCAUCGAGGGCCUAAUGGUCCAAAGCCAAACACCGCUAGCGUCAGGGUCGCGAGAGUCGAAUCACCUACCCAUCUUGCCCCUCCUCACCGGAAGAGCAAACGUCAUUCAAGGCAGAACAGCGUUCAAACGAGCAGCUCCAGUGACGAGUCCACGACGCCGAGCAUCAACCGCAAUGUCCGGGCCAAGUCACCCCAAAACAGACCAUCACGGCGUCCAACGAAACGAAGAAGAUGGAACAGUUUCGACAUUAGCUUGGUCAAGACCCUCCACGAGAACCUCGAGGACUAUUACGGUACCAUCUUGAAGCAAGAGGAGAGAAUCAGAUGGCAAGCGGACCAGCUGCGAAUGAUGGUGAGAGUCAUCGCCCCCAUGAACCGUGCACGUGGCGUCAAGGGCUCGUACCUCGAGGACAUUCCCGACAAGUUCGAGCACGAAGACGAUGCCUUGGUCGUCAGCCAGCAAUACGCGCAAACCAUGGCAACGGGCCACAUUCCUCGACCUCCACGCCGUUCUCACGUGAGACAGUCAAGCUCGGGCGGCGGUUGGCCGCUGAGUAAAGUCAACACCAAAGAACGCGUCACGAAGCCGGGACAGGGUCAACACAGGCGGUACAACAGCACGCUUUCCGAGACCGGAGAGGAGUCUGACAUGUUGUUGUUGUUGCAAACGACAACAGGCAAGUCGACGUCGGCGAGCAAGGCUCAAAACGUCGCGGUAGAAGAUCCUUCCUUGACAGCACUGCCACCGGUGGACCGCGAGGCGAUGAAGACGACUCCUGCUGCUGCUGCUGCCGCCGCUUCGGAGUACGGCAACGACAAGGAAAACAAGGUUCCGGGAACUACCACUAGGAGACACGACAAGGACAGAGUGUCGGCCCGGACUUCCGCCGCUCCAAAUUCGGCGUUGGCAUCGUUACGCCAGCCUCCUCCCGUGCCGCCGAGCCCUCCCCUCCCUCGACAGCUGUCGGCCGACGAAGGGGCCGACAUCUUCAGCUCGCCGACGACGAGUGGUGGUGGUGGUGGUGGUCAGUUCGACGACGCGCUUUCCUCUCCGGGGUUCUUCGAACAGGAUGGACAGAACGACGCGAACGUUUUCAAAACCGGACACGGAGGCCGCAACAGUGCGGCGAGAUUGAGCGUGGACCACUUUCUCGCCAGCACGGAGCAGAUGGACAAGGCGCUGGGUCUGUCGGCGGCGGCGGCGUACAUUUGA
Molecule: messenger RNA, 3510 nt
Organism: Exophiala spinifera
Lineage: Eukaryota; Fungi; Ascomycota; Eurotiomycetes; Chaetothyriales; Herpotrichiellaceae
Exons: 1
Coding region: 1-3510 (1169 amino acids)
Source: RefSeq, a predicted model, not a curated record